Molecule: messenger RNA, 1792 nt
Organism: Triplophysa dalaica
Lineage: Eukaryota; Metazoa; Chordata; Actinopteri; Cypriniformes; Nemacheilidae
Exons: 2
Coding region: 943-1734 (263 amino acids)
Source: RefSeq, a predicted model, not a curated record
CUGUAUUUUAAAUGUAGGCUUUUUAGACAAUUAAACACAGAAGUUAUUUUAUAACUCAUGAAUCUAUAAUUCACCUUUCAUGUGAUAUCCAUUCCAUUCCAUUUUCUACCGCUUAUCCGAACAACCUCGGGUCACGGGGAGCCUACGCCUAUCUCAGGAGUCAUCGGGCAUCAAGGCAGGAUACACCCUGGAUGGAGUGCCAACCCAUCGCAGGGCACACACACUCACUCAUUCACUCACGCACUCACACCCUACGGACAAUUUUUUCCAGAGAUGCCAAUCAACCUACCAUGCAUGUCUUUGGAACAGGGGAGGAAACCGGAGUACCCGGAGGAAACCCCCGAGGCACGGGGAGAACAUGCAAACUCCACACACACAACCCUGGAGGUGUGAGGCAAACGUGCUAACCACUAAGCCACCGUGCCCCCUCCUGAAUGUCAUUGAUGAAUUUAUUUUCUUAUGCAGUGUAAUCGGUAAUACUGGUGUUGUCAGUCUGUUUUUAAAUGUAGGCUUUUUAGACAUUAAACACAGAAGUUAUUUUAUAACUCAUGAAUCUAUAAUUCACCUUUCAUGUGAUAUCAAGUUAUACAUUUAAAUGAACCUCAAGAUUAGAGACAAUAACCCAGUUUAUAUUGAGAAAUCCCAAGAAGCCACGUGAUUGGCUGAACAGUGUUGAUCAAUUCACUUUCAGGUGACAUCACUUGUUGUUUACAUUUAAAUGAACCUUAAGGUUAUACAAUAACUCCGUUUAUAUUUAAAAUUCCCAAGAAGCCACGUGAUUGGCUGAACAGUGUUCUAAAAUACUGUGUCGUUUUGUUGGUAUCCACCACACUCAUAACCUAAAGCACACUGAAGACAGAGCAUACAGCAUCUUCUCUGAGAUAUCCCUUGAGAUUUGACAAACAAUCACUACUUUUCUCUAAGCAAUUUACUUUCAGCACCAUGAAGCGAAGUGCAGAUGGUACCUUCUCUGGUCCAGGCUAUAACCUGAGAAAGACCAGAAAACCUUCAAGCCGUCUGAAGGAUCCCAACCUGUCAGACAACGUUGCAUUGAUAGCACAUGCAGUCAGCUUGGACCACAAGUACAGCUCCAAGUCUGGUAGCUGUCACUCAACAACACAUAAACAACUAAAGGGCAUUAAGCUAGAGAACCACAUCCUUAAAAAUGCAGCUGUAAUUCCUGAGUUAUCUCCAGUACAUACAAACACUCAAACCCCAGCACCUCUGGUAACACAUGCCGUCCGCUUGGACCACAACUACAUCUCCGAGUCUGAUAGCUCUCACUCAACAACACAUAAACAACUAAAGGGAAUAAAGCUAGAGAACCACUUCUUUAAAAACGCAGCUGUCAUUCCUGAGUUUUGCCCAAAAUUUACAAAGUCUCACACCGAAGCCCAACUGGUGCACACCAGCACUGAGGAACCUCUUUUAAUCCAUGGGAACAGCACAGAAGACCAUCAAAGAACGUAUCAUGCUGUGGUGGAUUCUAUGUUAAUGAAAUCCUCUGGAGAGCCUCACAACUACAGCCUGCAGUUAGGGCUUCGUGUGAAGCAACGCCUCUGGAAAACUCUAAACUGCCCCACCAUGAUUGAAGAAGAGCAGCCUGAUGGACUCAUCCAAGUUAAAGAGAUGUUCUCCAGACCAAGCCUAAAGAGAUCUGCCCCACGUAUAAAUGUCGACAUUAGCGGUGAACCCCUGCCAUACGCACCACAGAGGAAGAGGCCCUGCCUGUGACAUCCAUGCAGAGCCUAGAUUAUAUUUAGUGUAUAUACUGUACAUAGUUCUAGAAUAA